Messenger RNA from Hymenoscyphus albidus, 1277 nucleotides. NCBI's taxonomy places the organism in Eukaryota, Fungi, Ascomycota, Leotiomycetes, Helotiales, Helotiaceae. The record is from the annotation of a GenBank genome assembly.
GCAGUGCAUGGAGAACAAGAGUAUCACGACGUAACAAAGCCUCGCAUUCUGCAUACACUCAAUUGCACCCACAAAAUAAAAAGCGCUGAAGCUGAACCUAAUAUCAAACCAACCAUGUCGAUACCGAUAACAGUCUCGAGCUUACCCCGCAUCUCCUCUGCCUCCCUCUCGGAAAUCCUCCUCGCACAAGCAAACAGCAACCUCGACCUCCAAACCCCAGAAACAGAUGACAAGGUAGCCAUAGUAGAUGUUCGCGAUGACGGUACGUAUCCUGCCUCCUCUCCUUUCACGGAGCAAAUGCUAAUAAGCCCAAGAUUACAUAGGAGGCCAUAUUCGAACCUCCCUCCACGUCCCCUCACACACCCAUUCCCACGCCAUCCCUGGCCUCGUCCAGAAGCUCAAAACUCGCAAAAUCGUCGUCUUUCAUUGUGCCCUCAGUCAGCAGCGGGGUCCACGCGCAGCGCUGGGAUAUGUUCGAGAAAGGGAGCGGCUGGUUGGGAAAGGCACCGUGGAACUUCUUGGUCAGAGCGGCGGUGUUACAAGUGUCGGAGAAGCUAUGAUGAAAGACAAGAAAGAGGAGAUUGAGAGGAGGGGGAAGGGUGUGAUUAAGCAAGAUGGUGCGGAUGGCGGAGAGGGCUGGGAGGACGUGGAUCGAGAGGGAGAGGUGGUUGAGCAGGUUGAGGAUGAGAAGCAGAGGGUUUAUAUUCUUGAGGGCGGGUUCGUGGGAUGGGAGGAGAAGUUUGGGGAGGAUACGAGGUUGACUGAGGGGUAUAGGAAGGAGAUUUGGGCGGAAGGGUAUUAGAUGUGAUAGGUUCUACUGUGGAAGAAGGAUACGGAUUUUUGGGUCAUCGAUCGCUUCUGGAGGAUCUACGAUUGUCGUGUGUUUGAAGUGGCCUACAAUGUCAAGUCUUGCGGCACUCCCAAUUCCGGAAAAAAAAGCCAUAAAGUACUCGUCAAACCUAGGCAAUGUCAAGACACGAAUUCGAGAGAGUAAAAUCUCUUACAAGUUCAUUUCAAGGGAAAUACUCGCUAUUUCGGAUCUCGCAAGACACAAAAGGAGUGGGUGGGUUGUGAGUGGAAGUGAUGCCGGGGAACGUCAGGAAUAAUACCAAUACGAACGGCGUCGAAGAUACAAGAAGAUACCAUGACUGAACAGGCUUUUAAGGCUAAUGCUUUCUAUUACAUUAAAAUCUUAGAAUAAUUCAUCUCAUUAUUCUGGGAGGGAGAACGGUGGGAAGGUUACAUGCUGCCAGUUUGGGAAGCUUGGAGUUAUGAGG